Molecule: messenger RNA, 837 nt
Organism: Fusarium poae
Lineage: Eukaryota; Fungi; Ascomycota; Sordariomycetes; Hypocreales; Nectriaceae
Exons: 1
Coding region: 1-837 (278 amino acids)
Source: RefSeq, a predicted model, not a curated record
AUGGCCAGUGUCACGCCCAGAAAGCCCAGCAUCAUACCCAAGUCAGAGAUUGAAGUUCUGAGUCAACAGAUCAGUGAUGAUGAGGGACUAUAUCGCAUUCGGGCUGGCAAGAGAGUACACUAUCUCACGAUACCCGGUCAUGAGAAUCCCGAAUGCAUCUUCGACGAAUUAACUCUGUGUCGGCCCUACCUUCUCGUACCUCAGCUUCCGCCGUUCCCGGAUGCAGACUGGACAACCAUGCGGCUGUUCCGCGGCGCAGACGGCCGCGUAAAUUUCAUCAUUUCUUUCAAGCCACUUGCUCAGAUAGAGUCAACCUGGCAUCCACGUCAUAUCGAUAUACUUUCGUUAAAAAUCAUCGCGUAUCACAAGAAGCGCAUUCGAGAGGUAGAGUUUGAAGGGAAAACUGCAAUCUCCAAAGUUGCAGUUCUGGAGUGGCUCAUCCCACAAGUUGAGCACGAGACAAGGAUAUAUGAAGCAUUGGCCAGUUUGCAAAACCUCGACGAGGCUCCAAUAACACCUAGAGUGCUUGGACAUCUCUUUGAAGGCGGUAGAAACGUCGGGCUCCUCUUGGAGAAAAUUAAAGGUGAACAUGCCACACCGGCUGAUCUUUCAAAAUGCGAAGCGGCUCUGCACAAGCUACAUGACAUUGGUUUUAUCCAUGGGGACAUCAAUCGCCACAAUUUCAUAAUAGAACAAUCUACUGGUAAUGCAAUAUUGAUUGACUUGGAGCAUGCUGAGGUAUAUGACGAGAAGAAAGCGAUGGGCGAGACUAAGGAACUCAAAUCUGAAUUGAUAGCUGAAUCGGGAAGGGGCGCACCAGUUACUUUCAUGUAUUAA